CCUGCUUAUAUAAAUGAAUGGCAUUUUCAUCUUCAGCAUAAAACAUUUAGAUCAAACUCGUUUCAACAAGUAAAACUAUGUUGGUUUUGGUAAUUCUUCAAUUCGGCUUUGCCUUGGGUACAUCCUGGAGUGUUCCGAAAGAAUGCUAUCCAGUGUUCAGUUGUUCGUACAGGUUUCUAGACGUUGAAAAAUUCUUUUAUGAUGGCGAUGCUUUAAAGGAUGUCAGUGCAGAAACAGUUGACGAGCUAUGCCAACAUUUGAAGAAAAAAUCCGUUUGUAAGGAGGCAGAAAAGUGUAAAGAGAUGGAUUUUGUAACUGAAAUGAUGGCUGAAAUAGAAAGAGCUGUUUGUGUUGAGUAUAAGAAAGAUAUUCAAGGUUUAGCACAAUGCUACAAUGAACCACAGUUCAGAUCAAAAUUCAUGAAAUGUGUCCAAGAUUCUUUUAUUGGCUAUAAUCAAAAUACGUGUGGGUUUGUGGACAGCCUGAAAGGCUGUGCUUCAAUUUUCCAGCAGUGUGAAGACCAACAACAUGCAUCUGCCGUUCAAACUAUGCUCGGCAAAUAUGGUACAACAAUAUGCAAUCAUCACAAAUUCAAUAUUGGAGCUCCUUAAUUUCAGCUCCAUCUUAAACCUUGGAUGCAUUUUGAUCUACCAAGGAAUAUAUAUAUUGAUCUACCAUGAAUAAAAAUAUUUUGUAACACCAAGAA
Messenger RNA from Mytilus californianus (California mussel), 706 nucleotides. RefSeq lists its product as uncharacterized. The transcript has 5 exons. The record is from RefSeq and is a predicted model, not a curated record. Bases 78 to 611 code for a protein of 177 amino acids. Lineage: Eukaryota; Metazoa; Mollusca; Bivalvia; Mytilida; Mytilidae.